Messenger RNA from Hyposmocoma kahamanoa, 526 nucleotides. RefSeq lists its product as uncharacterized. The transcript is spliced from 3 exons. Lineage: Eukaryota; Metazoa; Arthropoda; Insecta; Lepidoptera; Cosmopterigidae. The coding region runs from base 1 to 300 and encodes 99 amino acids. The record is from RefSeq and is a predicted model, not a curated record.
AUGGUGUUAAGACCCUACGUUGUGGCCGUAGUAACCCAGAUCGGUGCUCUCUUCGCGAGCAAAAGCCACGGUCAUCAUCAGGAAUGGUCUCCAUCUCCUCAUCAGAAGGAAAUCCACCUUCAUAUACAUAAUCAGCACGGACAUGAGAAUCAUGAAGAACACGUACCCAUUACAUCAUGGAACAGAGAAGGUUAUGCAGCACAAGCCCUAAACUACAUCUACAAUCCGUACAAAGCUCAAGCUGGUCCUCAAACUAUAAGCACGCCAUUUGGGAAUUAUGUAAAAAUUGAUGCUACUUAGCAAAUUACAAUAUUUGUAUUUCACAAGUAUGUCUUUGCACAGGCAGGAGCACAUCAAACUUAAUAUAUUUGACUUUGGAGCGCUCUACAAGCGGUAUACAGUUGAAUUUAGAUCUUUAGGUGUCUAGCUUCUAGCUUGAUGGAGUUUUGACCUUUUACUGUUAAACUAAUAAUAGUUAGCAUGCUGUAUUUAUGUCCAAAGUAUACUGAAAGAUUCAAUAUGUUAA